CAUCGGCGAAUUUGCAUGGAGGCGAAGGACACUGAACUCGACAGUCAAAAGCAGGAAACGGUUCAAGAUCCGAACCUUCGCAGGGUUCCCACACCACGACAAUCCCUCCAAGAAGCGUACAAAACUACUGUACCCUUCACGUUGCUUUUCUCGCUCGCCACCAUCAACUACAGUUACAGAGUGAUCGGCAUCGUCGCUCUCUUCUCUGAACUUGGUUCUCUAAGAUCUGCAUUUCUUGUUUUUCGCUUUCGUCGGCGGUGUGCCGAAAUGGGGAGGAUGGAUUAUCUGGCGAUGAGGACCGAUCCGGCCAUGGACGACCUGCUCAGCUCCGACAUCAACGAGCUCAAGGUUGCUGCUAAGAGGCUCUUCGAUCAUGCCACCCGGCUCGGUGGUCUCCGCUCCGGCACCGCUUUUCUCAAGUGGACUGCCUCCAUCGCCGCCAUAUACCUGUUGAUAUUGGAUCGCACGAACUGGAGGACCAACAUGCUGACCUCGCUCUUGGUCCCUUACGUGUUCUUCAGCCUGCCUUCGUCCUUGUUUCACAUGCUGAGGGAAGAUUUCGGCAAAUGGGUUGCUUUCACUGCAGUGGUGCUGAAGCUCUUCUUCCCCCGCCAUUUCCCAGAAUGGUUGGAGAUGCCAGGCUCAUUGAUCCUGCUCAUAGUGGUGGCGCCCCACUUUUUCGCGCACACGCUGAGAGACCGCUGGACCGGAGUCCUGAUAUGCCUUCUCAUCGGGUGCUACCUGCUGCAAGAGCACAUCCGCGCGUCGGGCGGGUUCAGGAACUCCCUCACGCAGUCGCACGGGAUAUCCAACACGCUCGGGAUCGUGCUCCUGAUCGUGUUCCCGGUCUGGGCGAUCAUGAUUCACUUCUUCUAAUGAUCAUCCAUCCUUAGUAAUCCCUCUCUAUGUCCCCGAUUUGCACUUUUGGCUUUGAUUAUAAUGUCUGUAACUACGUGAACUGUGUGAUCUUGAUCCCAAAAGUUGAAAGACUCGUUUUAAACAAGGUUCUCGGUUUA
Molecule: messenger RNA, 1016 nt
Organism: Syzygium oleosum
Lineage: Eukaryota; Viridiplantae; Streptophyta; Magnoliopsida; Myrtales; Myrtaceae
Product: cold-regulated 413 plasma membrane protein 2-like
Exons: 4
Coding region: 16-876 (286 amino acids)
Cellular component (GO): membrane
Source: RefSeq, a predicted model, not a curated record